AUGGCUCCCAUGUCACGAUUUCGUGCGGACGAGUUUGGAGUUCCCCUACCCAUGGCGACUGAGUAUUAUUCCCAACGAGCCGCCCAAGAAGGGACCCUACUCAUCGCGGAGGCGACUUACAUAUCCCAAGCUGCCUCAGGUCGCUCUGUCAAUGCGCCUGGAAUCUUUACGAGGGCACAGAUAGCUGGAUGGAAAAAUAUCACAGAAGCUGUGCAUCGCAAGAACUCGUUCAUUUUCCUGCAACUGUGGGCAGUCGGCCGCGCAGGGCGCCAAGAAGCUGCGGAUGCAAUUGGGAUCGAUCUUAUUAGCAGCAGUGAAAUCCCGAUAAAUGAUGGGGAUGCAAUACCACGUGCAAUGACGGAAGUCGAAAUCGAGGCCUUCAUCGAAGCUUAUGGACUAGCAGCUCGAAAUGCCAUAGAAGCUGGGUUUGACGGUGUCGAGGUACACGCGGCUAAUGGGUACCUGAUCGACCAAUUCCUUCAGGACACUUGCAAUCAACGCACAGACAAAUGGGGUGGCAGUAUUAUUAACCGAGCUCGUUUCUGCCUCCGAAUUGUGGAAGAAGUCGUUGAACAAGUCGGCUCUGAUAGGACAGGACUCCGCCUUUCUCCAUUCAGUCCUUAUCAAGGAAUGGGCAUGGAAAACACGAUUCCUCAGUUCACUCAUCUAAUACGGAGCCUGCAGCCGUACAGCCUAGCAUAUCUUCACUUGGCGAGCCCAGUAAUCCAUGGCUUAUCUGCAAAUCUUCUGGAUUUUGCCAUUCAGGAGUGGGACAAAGACUCGCCUUUGAUCUUGAAUGGUGGAUACGGGCAAAAAGAGGCUAAAGACGCUCUAGAGGUGAUUCACAGCAAUCGCAAAGUGGCUAUCAGCUUUGGAAGGCACUUUUCGUCGAAUCCUGACCUUCCUUUCCGGCUGCAACAUGAAUUGGACUUGACUCCACCUUGUCCUCCAUCGUUCUAUGCGGCUAAAAAAGCGCACGGGUAUGUCAAUUACCCGUUCCAUGAAAAGUUUUCGACGACUACAACAGCCGACACCCUGAUUGAAACUGUUUGA
This is a messenger RNA of Exophiala aquamarina CBS 119918, 1053 nucleotides long. RefSeq lists its product as uncharacterized. Gene Ontology annotation, molecular function: FMN binding; NADPH dehydrogenase activity. The record is from RefSeq and is a predicted model, not a curated record. The coding region runs from base 1 to 1053 and encodes 350 amino acids. NCBI's taxonomy places the organism in Eukaryota, Fungi, Ascomycota, Eurotiomycetes, Chaetothyriales, Herpotrichiellaceae. The transcript has a single exon.